CCUGUUCAUGCUAAUGGUUUAUGUACAAUAACAAAAGAGAGAGAUGGGAGUGCACAGGGGACCACUGGUGAUGGGGGAGAAAAGUCUUGGGGAAUUGCCCGAAGAAACAAAGGAGAAGGCUUGUCAAUGUCGCCUUGGCAGCCUUCACACUGCAGAGGAGUACUGCCAUCACCAAACACUGAAGAUGGGAAAGAUGCACCACACAGCUUCUGGACGGUACUUCGAGUUUGUCUCUUUUGUGCAUCUUAUGCCAUAUCACUGGCUGCAACUGUCAGAUGUGUUUCUAGUUCACCAGUAUGUUAUCGCAAUGGAUGGAUUGGACUUCAUAUUUGUAUCCAUUGGAGGUGAUACAAAGAUGGGUCACUAUGCGUCCUUGCAUGUUGAUUGGAUGGAAGGUAAGUUCUUUGUGAGACAGGGGAUUGGUGUGACAUUGGACGGUGAGAACUGCCUGAGAGUGAAGAUCCAGUGGGGUACGUGGAGGGAGUUGGCGGUCAAGGUGGAUGAAGAUGGAAUUCUACAUGUGGGCAUGGAGGGACUUGGUCAUUGCACAUGCCGCUGGCAAGGCUUGGUGACCUGGCUGCUGAUCCAUGUGGUACACCUGAAUGUGGCCACUACUUCGCCAUCACAAGUUGUGACUUCGGGAGGAAAGGAAGAGAGUGAGGAGGGGGAAGGCAAGUCAAGUUCUGUCUUGCCAUGUUCGCAUUCAGAAAAACGAUCAGACCCCUGCGGAGGAAGGAAAAGUUCUGUAGAGGGACUUGGUCAAGAACUGAGGAGUCCCGGUCAUGGACGAGGUAGACGACAAGAAGAGGGCAUUACAUCUCCUUUGCAUGGGGGCUUCGACCAGUCGGGCCAUAACCAGUCUCCAAGAGAGAGACUUCUGCAGGGUGUGCGCCUGGGCACGGCUAGGCCUGACUGCAACGGAGACGAGAAUUGCAAUUCGAAAAAGGCUUACGAUGGAUGCCGAGUUAGUGGCUCAGGUAGAACAUGUGACAUGCCUGCUCUCACCUCCCGUGAGAGGUGUGCAAUGUCGCAAAUAAGGAGUUCAAUGCUUAAUGUUCGUCGAAGGGGGCUGAAAACACUCUUGGAUCUCUUAGUAAGGAGUGACAUAGAGGAUGAUGUUGUCGAUGCACCUGAUGCUGUAGUAUCAGAUACAACUCAUAGGUCAGUGGCUGGCUCUACCCGCCAGGAGACCUAUCGGUGCUCCGCACCGCUCCAUGUUCAAAGUAAUACAUGUGAAAGGGAGUGUAGUUUUCAGAGGGGCACUGCAAAUGAAGGACGGGGGCAAAGGGGAGUAGGUGUAGAGGGUAAGGAGAACAGGGUACCAUCAGGUAACAGAAAUGUAGAUCUCAACUGUGAGGAUGUAAUCAACAACAAUUGUGUGGGCAGCGGAGGAUUUGCGAGUUCUAGGUGCCGUAGGCAGAGAGUUCCUUUACUGAAGAUGCCAGUUACACAGGGAUCAAGUGACAGGAAAGCAGAUAGGAAGACUAGACAGUUGUUGGAAGUUCACAAUGCAUCUAUCACUGAUGUAGGUGUGUUGGAACGCUCCCCGUGCAGUGUGAAAAACAAUAACUCUCAAUUCGCAGGGAGUCAAGAAAGUGCAGAUACAGGUGGCAAGAAAUCUUCGGCAGGCGGGAGGGUUGACUCAGCAGCUGAAGGUAGAGGAACAUUACUCGUGGGUGUAGACAUUCGGCAAAAUGAGAGCAUGACCCGGACUGUUCUUACCACUGGUGAGAAGAAUCAGUAUCAGGAGAUUGUGGAUGGCAGCAAUCAGCGGCCAACGUCAGGCACACGACAUGAGAUUGAACAUUGUCAUGAUUUGCAGAAAAGUGAAGAGUUUGCAACAGAGCAGGAGGAGGAGGAGGACUUGGAGGAGGAGGAUGGGGAAGAGGAGGAGGAGGAGGAGGAGGAAGAAGAGGAAGAAGAGGAAGAAGAGGAAGAAGAAGAGGAACAGGAAGAAGAAGAGGAAGAAGAAGAGGAAGAAGAAGAGGAAGAAGAGGAGGAAGAAGAACAACAACCACAGCAACAACAGCAGCAUCAAGAAUUGAUACGAGAGUCACGGACUGCAAAGCAAGAUGUUGCAUCAAGAGAUGUGAAGAAAAGGGAGAGGUCCUUGAGCAAGAAUGGGUGUGGCAAGGGUCCCAACCAUGAAAGUGGCAAGCAGUUGUGGGGAGAGCCCUUUCCUAGCCAGUGCAGGGAUCUCAAAUUGUGCAAGAGGCCCAUUUUCUUGACAGUUCGGCAUCUCGUGCGGUGGGUUGAAGGUGGGUUUGUUAGUGCCCUUGUCUAUGAGAUUGCAGGAUGCACCGUACUGAAGAGUGGAGGUGAGCAGCAGAUCAUUGUGGAUUGCAAUGGAAAGUGGGAUAGUGGGAUCGCAUUCAGUCAGGUGAAAGCUGCUAUAAUGUUGCUGGUGGAGACAAUCCCCCAGAUAGUGGUUCGCCUUUUUGUCAAAGCGGCCAUCAAAUCACUUUCUGCUUGGUCAUCAUUUUUGGAGAAAGACUGUGAGUGUGAAGGAAUAACUGAUAGAGGUAGUGCAUGUAAGGAAACUUGUACAUAUAGUAGACUCAGUUGUGUUAACGUACAGCAAAGUUCUUAUGCUGAUGGAUGGGGAGGGCAGGGGUUUGCAGGAGUGGGAGGUCAUCAGGUAUGUGAGGAUCAGCACACGCAUCUUAGAGCAGUGUCGCAGCUGAGAGCAGCGAAUGCAAACGGAGAAGCUGGUCGGAUAAGGAGACCGGCCUAUAAUGACGGAGAGAGGUGCAAAGGGCUGUUACAAGUAUGUGAGCUUCUGUAUGCUGUGAGCAAGAGAUCCUUGAUGUCGAACAGAGAGAUUGUUUGUAGGAGUGGUGUGGGUUUGUUGCUUCAAGUGUAUGGAUGGCUAAGUCAAAUCAAGUAUGACUGUGGGAAGUCGUUGUUGAGCUACCGAGCUAGAGAAAAUAUCGGAGUUGCUCUAGGCAACAGAGGCAAGGAUCAGCCUAGGAACAAUGGGCUAUGUGACGAGGAGUGUACAGGCAGUAUCCCUGGUCAGGUGGGACGAAUGGCAGGCGGCAAAGGAUCACCUGCAGGUGCUGCUGCUGCUGGAGGAGAAGGUUUCAAGAAUGUGAUGCCUGAAGUUUGUGACAAGCAGGAGAAGCUUCUGAGUGAUAGGGUGGAAAAGUGUCAGCAUGAUGUAUCUACCAAGAAUGGUUCUGUAUCAGUGGGUACAAGAGAGCCACUUAGCCUUGCAGCCACUGCUGCAAGACCUGCGGUAUUACCAGAGGCUUCUGCAAUGAGUCCCAGAGGUGAUGAAGCCUGGCCAAGCUCUCCGAAAUUCUUGCUCACUAGCAAUCAGUUACCAAACAAAAUUGGCAGCCCCGCGAGCAGAAACAGGCAGGGACAGCGUCACCCAAGCAUCUCCCCACCGGUACACAGGGAUGUUGCGGCUGCGGGGGAGACAGGACGAAUGGCUUCGGAUGUGAUGAUUGCAAGUCAUCCCGAAAGUGGCUUGCACAACCAUAUGCGAACAAUGGGCACUAACGACAAUGUUGUCACUAGCAGCAGUGAUUUCUUUGUCAGACACAAUGCUGGUCCCCAGGCUGCCUUGUUGUCCUCACCCUCAUCCUUCUCUUCGGACUUUGACCAAUGGGAUGGCAGUCAUGAAUGCAUCCUCACAGCACAGCAUGGUCCAACUGCUUCAUUUGAGGGUUGCAUCCCUGUCGGGUUCUUUUCUCCCGUUGGAAACAGGGGAGCAGGAGGAAGAUGGUUCCCCACCCCUCGCAUUGGCCCAAGAAGUCACUUGUCCGCGAUGGGAACUCAAGUGGUGUCUGGGGCUGAUGAUCGCGCAACCAGUCCCACGAGGGGACAGAUGUCGACACCUAUGUUUAAGAAAAGAGCUAUGAGCGAAGUACUGCCGGACACAUGGCGGUACCCAGUUGAGGACUUCAACACCAAAGGGUUGUCGGUUCUCUCAAAAGUAGCGGCAGAAAGUGAUGUCCACGUUGACAAUUUGGAAGAAGAGAAUUACCACAGUCAGGGCGCAGUAAGCAGAGGAGGGAGCACUGUGAGGAUAGCUCCUGUAGAAAAGUUUGGUUUGAUGGCGGAAUCAGCAUCACAAGUAGUAGGAGGAGAGGGACCUAAUCGGGGUUCCUUGAGAGUCCCAAAGCUAACUCUCCCUCCACAGCCCUUGAUUGGGGCCCAAACUCGAUCAUCUAGGAGGUCUUCAACGACUACUGAUCGCUCCAGAGUAGGGACGCCCCUACCUAUUGGCUGGGCAGCGGGGGAAGGGGUUGUGUCUGUUAGAGGAAGGCUUACUGCCCCUGGAUGGGGGCCAAGUGUACCAGCGGCAUCGGCUGCUGUGCCGAAGCUGGUGCUUGCAAGACCCGGCAGUGGUUGGGUUGGGGUUGGCUCGAAGAAUGCGCGCCUCAUGUCAGGAACAGCCAACAUCAGUAACUUCCAAAAGGAAAACCAGCUGAAUUCGCCAACGAGGCUUGCCCAGGUUUCAUCACCUGAGAGAAUGGUCAACUCCACAUGUCUGGCGCAACGUUGGAGUGGGGCGGCUGGACAGGGGGCUUGGGAUGGUGAAAAUCAUCCAAUGGUGGCGAAGAGGGCACAAGGGCAGUUGGCGCAACUUGGAAGGGAGCUUGGUGAAGCUUUGAUGAUGUGCGACCUCACGAGCAUGAUCCUGCACAAGCGGAUGAGAGAGGGGACAAGAAUCUUAGCAGAUAUGCUGGGGGGUCCUUUCGUAUCCGAAAUGGGAGGAAAUGCAGGAUCAACAGUGAUGAGGCAUGGGGGAGAUGGUGCUGUUUUCGUUGUUCAAGAUUUUCAAGUGGGGCAGAGAAAACAAGCGAGGAGUAGAAUGACAGAGUCGGCAUGUGAUCCAGGAAUGAGUAACAAAUGGGAAAAAGAGCAGAGGAAGGGUGUUCUGGAUCCAGUGAGUCCCAACACUCUGACUCGGAUUGAGCCAAAUGAUAUCAGUCCCUCUGCUCGCAGACAGGGCCAGCAGAGGGAUGAACUGUGCUGCCACAACGGGACUGGCAGUGCCAGGAUAGAAUUAGUUCCAGAUAGUGGGAAAAGCGGGUCACUAGGCAUGGCGACUUCUUUGUCCCGAGCUGGAGUUGCUGAGCUAGUGGUUCCGAGAUCUGGGAGAUGGAGGGAGAACGAUGGAGUUGCGGGACGAGACACUGGCAAUCGGGCGGAUUCCACAAACACCUUGUCUCCGAAACCUGACAGAACUGCACUGUCGGACAGGGCUGUUAACCAGGAAAGUGUUGAUGUGAGAGCUGCAGGCUUGAGCAAUUGGGACUGUCCUUCAACUCUAAGGAGUGAGAAGCAGAUGAUUUGCUUGUGCGCUGUUAAGGUUGCAGUUCUGAGAGCGCUGAAGCUGGUCUUGACCUCUACUCUUUCCCAUUCCUCCAGAGAAGUGUUCGUAGGACAAACAGAAGCAGUUGGAUUGCAAGCUUUGGUGGAGAAUGUUAUUCUGGACAUGAGGUGUGACAAGAGGAAGUGUUGUAGAGAUGAGGAAGAGGAGAGACGCCUCGCAUAUGCCAUAUUACAUUAUGUCGAAUGUCGAGGUGAGCUGCCAGAUUACCUUCGCCAGAACACCUUUUGUGGCCAUACCACCACUGGACUUGGAAAAAGGGCUAGACUAUGUGCCACCUCUUCCGUGAUGUAUUGGAACCCGUCAAAUUACUGCGACGUCAGGCAUGUGGAAGUGUUGUUGCAGGCAGUUAGUCAGGGCCUGGAGAGACUUGUUGUUAGUGUACUAGAAAGCAGGUCGAAAAGGGCAAAAAUUUCAAGAAGGAAAAUGUCCCAAGUUGCAACUGGGACUAUGCCAAAGGAUUUGGAGGAAGCUUGCAUCGACAUCAUACACCUCCUUGGGGUGUUGGAGGAGUGCUUGUGUGCAUCACCUUUGCAGCGUUGUAUCAGUUCGAUUCUGGUGCAGAUCUGUGGCAGUUCUUUGGGAAGGCUUGUGAAUUUGAUUAGAGAGGAGGUUUUCGGGGGUGAAAAGUUGGCAGAUGGUCCCCUUGUCAUUGAUAUUGGAUGGGGAAGCCUUUGGCCAGCUGUUAUGGUGAUGUGGCUUAGUCUGAUGUCUGCAUUGGUUUCCAGAGGAGGGACUUCAACCAGGGCAUUGAGUUUCCGAUGUGAAUGUAAGGGUUGCGGACAGCUGCUAUCUCUGCAAAGUGUGAGGGCAAUCUGUGGAGGAAAUGAGGAGGGAAAGAGCAGAUGCCGUUAUGAUCAGCUGAACGACAACAUGACCCACACAGCAAACGUAACUGAUGCUAGGGCAACGGGGAAAAAAGGAGAACCGAACAUAGAGGCAGAGCGGAACUCUACUGACGGAGGGAAACAGGAAGAAGCUCCUGAGGCACUGGAGCAGGAACUUGGAGAAGAGGAUGGGAGAGCGGGAGAAAGUCAUUUGCUGAGAUGUAAGGAUACAACGACGUUGAUGGAAAAUGGUGAUGCUGUUAAGGGGAGGUGCAUGGGUGAGGGGGUGAAUGUCGUGCACAGGUUCUUGGCCAAAACUUUGUUCGGCAAAGGUCAGGGUGAAUGCAUCCAGUUGAUAGAGAGCUUCGCCAACUGGGCAUUUCUGCAGAUGACAGCGGGCUGCGACGGCCAGAAGACGCACUGCAGCGUUGGUGGGGAAAGUGAAGAAGUGAGCUCUGCUCGUCAGAGGGUUACGCAUGAACGGGGGACGAGCAUCGGAGGAUAUGGCGCAAGGAACCCAAGCAGGUCUGUGCCUACAGAUUCUUGUGCUAUGCAAACCUCUGAAACACAUUGUCUGGCACUACUGAGAUGGUACCGCUCCGUUCUCCCACUUAUCAGACAUUGGGCCACAAACUUGGAUGAGCUGUGCAAUCUCAUUGUUGUGGACAGAGGUGAAAGCCAUAAUAAGGAAGGCGGCAUCACGUCUGCACAACUUGGCUUCCAAGUUGGGCAAUUGCUAAGCUCGGAUUGGCUGAUGGAGCCAGAAAAUGGAUGGCUUUCGAGGAUUCUUGCAAGGGGAGGAGUAGGGGGAGGAAGCAAUGAUAACCUGUGUAAGGAGUACAGAAACAGCAAGAUAAGCACACCGUUGAGUAUCGGUGGCAAGCAUGCCAAGGGAGGGUCAUCUGGUGGAAAGCACAGGCGAGAAAGAGGUGGUGGCGAUCUCCAGCAAACUGGACGAGGCUGGAAUACCGCAGAUAGUCCUGGUGGUGGUGAGCUUUGGCAUGCCAGAACAACGGCUUCAAAUAUAUGGAUUCCAAUGCAUUACGAUUCUGUCAGCAUUGAGGCUUUGCAUCUCAUCAUAGACACGUUUGACUGGUUCCCAGCAAUGUCUGGAGAGGGAAGAGAAGGAUGUGCCAGCCCUGCUUCACUUGGUAUACUGGGACAAGAAAAGAAGAGAGCAUCAAACAUCGGGGCAGCUGAGAGUGAAAAACUUGGAAUGGGAGGAGUUGUUUGCAAUAGUGGGGGAAGAGAACCCUCUGGAGAUGCGGACACUCUCCAAAGUGCUGUGGUUAGUGAUGCUGGAGGCACUACUGAAGAGAAGAAGGGAAAGGUGCAUUACCAUGCGUGGUGUCAAAGCUCUUUGAACAGUUGUAGCGGUAGACUGCUGCGAAAAUGGGAUGUUGUAAAUGGUCCAGGUAUUCAUAGUUGUGCUGGCCUGCUGGGUGGGCAUUGCCUUACUUCGAAUCCUUUUCUGACGAAACACUACACUGAUCCAUUCAUAUAUUACCACUUCCUUUGCUUUGUGAAGCUUUAUAACUCGCAGGGUGCUGCGGAUGAACAACUUAGAAGUCCUCUGCUACUUGUCAAAGAGGAAAACCAUUCUAGCACUACCUUCCGUGACUGCAAAUCUUCUUCCCGGAUUGUCCGUGGCACAGUUCUGGAAGGCAAAGGUAAUGUGACUAGAUCAGGUACAGCUUCUGCGUACACACGUGUAGAACCCCAAAGCCCAGUUCACACCUCAUCAUCGGCACAUGGGGAGGCGUGGUCCACGAGACUGUGCACAGAAAGGCUGGUAGGAAGGUUUGAUAUUGAAGAUGCAGGAAGAUGGGGACAGGAGAGCCGGCGUGGUCGUAGUAGGAGUACAGAUGAAGUUCCGCCAGACUUUGCAAGUUUGUCUGGUGGCGACAAAUCUUCCUCAAGGCUGUGCUCGACUUCCAACUACGGCAUAAUCGACGGCUCAACAACCUUUGCCGGGAGCGAAUUGCUCGCAGAGGAUGCUUGUGAGCUUCAUAUCAAAGCUCUCUUGGCCAUUGCACAGAGUCGAUCAGAGUCGGCGAGCUGGAAGUUAUAUCAGCUUCGGGUGAUGGAUUUCCUGGUGCACGAGAUCGCUUUGGAAUAUGAGGUUUCCAAAUUUGACAUGGGACGCACCACCCCACCUCCUCCUCAAUAUCAGAUGGCGCCCACUCCUGCUCUCGGCUCUGCUCCUGGGAUUGCUCGUGAGACCUUGCAUGAAAGGGGUCCAAGACUUGGAAAGUCCAACGAUGAAUCUGGCAGUUCUCGCAGGCAGGCUCAACAACAGAGCUAUAACAGCACUGCAGCCCAAGCAAGGAAGGGCGCUGCAGCUGGGCAGAUUAUCUCUAUGGCUGGCAACAAUGACAGUGGUAAUCUCAACUGUGCAAGCCAAGGGCAGAUGGAAGGCUCUAAUUGGGGCACUAAUGAUGAGACGAUGAGGCGAAGGCCUGCUACUCCAACCGGUAAGACAUGCAGUAACAUCUCAGAGUCUCCCACUGACAAACACUGGGGGGACGUAACAUCCCCAUCCAUGAAGGUACGGAUUCCCAGGUUAGAGUUGAGGGAUUGCUCUAGCAGCAGUUUCAGCAUUGGAGGAGGAGGAGGAGGAGGAGGAGGAAGGAGUGAUGAGAGGUGCUGCAGCAUGCGAUUUGGUUGCCUUAAGCCUGUUGAUAGCAAAGCUGAUGUGAGCCAUGCCGCUAUUGGUGCCAGUGACUCCAGGUCGAUGGUAGACUUAUUGACAUUCAGUGACUGUAAUCUUAGACAUGUUGAUGAGCAGAAUUAUGGCUACAGUUCAACUGAUGGCGUAGCAAAUGGUGGUGCUAACGAUGACAAAAAGGAGGAAACCAUAGAAAAAAAACGCAGCAGUGGUCACCAAAGCUGCAAGGGCAAUCCUUCAGCUGGGAGGGAAGACCCAUCUCAACAACCAGUGGUAGACAGCCCUGCUGUACAUGAAUCCCGAGGUUCACCUGUAGGAUCAGAUGAAUCUACAUUGAAGUUGCAAAGGAAAUGCAGUACUCAACUCACUACUACUCGAGUUCUCAGCAACCCCAGGGCUGCUGGUUGUGCAGAGCAAUCACGAGAGCCAUGUUUUCCUUCGUCUUCAAAAUUUCCGGAUGGAGAAGCUGUUGUGAAGAAAACUGCUACGGGCAUGAUAGUGAUUCCAAAAUUGGGAAUAUCUAGGCUAGGUAACAGGAGAGAGAGCUUGAAAUCCAACCUUCUUCUGUGUGGGGUAAUGGAGGGGGAGCGUGAAGGUGAGGAAGAGGAACACAAAGACAGUCCUGAUCAACCUAUGCAUCCACAAGCAGCAGCAGCAGCAGCAGCGGGAGGAGGCGGGGGAGGAGGAGGAGGAGUAGGCGUGCAGGCCACACUCAUCACGAAUAGUGAUCGAGAGGACUCCAUGGCUGCCUCAGGGAGCAGGGAGAACUGCUACACUAUUUCUGACGGUUCAAUGAAUAGGGAGAUCGGUGACACAGAGGAUGCAUCAAUUCAAGGCAUUGAGCUGAAGUAUGCUGGCCGAUGGGUGGACCUGAAUGAUGAAGUGGAGAAGGAAGAGAUGGCUAUACCAUCUGGUGGUGAUCAGGUAUGCAUGGUUCCCCAUACCAAUCUUAAUUUGGGGAGCGAAAGUCGCCCCAUGUCAGGGGAACGUGAUUACGGUCCUUGCAGCGGGGCAAGUGCAAGGGUGGGGGCCAGUGAACCUUCUAGAGCUUCUGAAGAUAAAGACCAUUGCAGCUACGAGGAGGAGCAAGUAUAUAGGGAGGAAGAUGUAGUUGAAGAGGAGGAGGAAGGUGACAAGGAUGAAAAUCGCACAAAGCUCGAACCAUAUCCAGAGGAGACCACACCGUCAAACCAUAGGAAGAGGGAUGAGUGGCGAUCCACUGUCCUUUCAGAGGUUGGGAGGGUUUCUGCGGGUUGGCAUCCAGGUAGGGACUCCAUUGAAAGGAAUGAUUUAAAAGCGGGAUUGAAGAAGGACGUGGUACCCCCUUUAAAGCUUUCCUUGAUUGACAGGCCUGGUGAGGGGUGGGAUAGCAGAAUGACAGCGGAAGUAGAGGUCCAGGGGGAGGAACAGAAGGUCGCCAAGCACAAAAUGUCGGAACGAAAAGGAGAGGGAGCUCCUGGAUUGCUAUCAUCAUCAGAUCGAAAAUCGUCUUCCCGACGGAAGCAACUGGGCAUGAUGAUGAGGAAGGAUUUUGAGAGGCAGCUUGGGAAUGAGACUCCUACAAUCUCUGGAGCAGAGGACAAUGACAAACAACCAUCUUCUGCAAUUGCUAAAGAAGCUUGGAGUGCACACAAACACCCUUGGCAAGUACUCGGAUGCAAAGUGACGAUGAUGGGGGAUAAGGAUGGGAGUUGGAAGUAGUGUUGUGCCGUUUGACAAGCAGGUACCUAGUUUGUCAGGCCGAGUUCCAUAGAUAAACAGUAUUUGCUGAG
This is a messenger RNA of Chara braunii, 10614 nucleotides long. The record is from the annotation of a GenBank genome assembly. Lineage: Eukaryota; Viridiplantae; Streptophyta; Charophyceae; Charales; Characeae.